AUGCACGAAUCCCUUUCUGCUGUUUCUUUGCGCUCCGAAUCUACGAUGAGUCAAGUCUCCAACUCAUCUCUCUCAUCGCCACGGAUCGAGAGUAGGCGAAUUAAGACCUUCUAUAGAAGUUAUACUCCCAAGCAAGCUAAGAAGGUUAUUGGUUUGAGCGUAUCGCCCACCUCCCAUUCUCCAUCGCCCAAACAGCGGAAUACACCACAACAGAACCGUAAGGAGGCUCAUAAUAUCAAGGAAGAAGGCCAUGGCAAUAAGGAGCCACGACAAGAUGUAGAAAUGUCCCCACAUUCUAAUUCCGGCCCCACUGAACCACCCUUAUAUAUUCUACCAAGGGAUGAUCGUAAGAAGAUUUCGGUGAAUCUGGAGAAAAACUUUAUACGGUUUUCAACACCGGGAACGUGUAAUCAUACAAGCGUUAUGGUCAAUAACGGCUGCGAUUUGCGAUCAACUCAAGAAAAUGUUUUUUAUUUUGAGGCACAAGUCAUUAGAUGUAUCAAGAACAUUUCUAUUGCUAUCGGAUUCAGUAGUAAGGACGGAUACUAUCAUGGUUUUCCUGGAUUUGAUGAAAUAUCAUUUGCCUAUCAUGGAGACUCGGGUUCUAUUGUGCACGACUCGAAAUAUAUCGAAAUUCAACAGCCCUUCAAGGCGUCCGAUACUAUUGGAGCAGGAGUUAUUCUCCCUGAGAGACAUUUAUUCUUUACGCUUAAUGGAUCAUUAUUAGGAAAAUUUUAUGAUUUGACUUCGUUAGAAGAAAUUAUAACAAGUAAGGAAGAGGCCAAACUAACAGAAGCCUCUGAUAUUGAACAUGUUGAGCGUACCAAAGUAAAAUAUAUAUACUCUGAGGGUGUUGGAAUUAUAAAAGGAAGUUGGAUAGAAGGACCAACGCUGUCACUUGAAACUACGGAUGAUGGUCUGCCUGCUGAAGCAACUAGAGAGCUCGUUGUAAGAGAAAAGAGAGACCAAGCCAUUGAUCAACAAACUAUUAAUUCAUACUUGUCUCAGAACAAUGAACGAGAAGUAAUUAUGGAACCUGAGCAUGAGGAUCCAUUUGUGCUUUAUCCUGUGAUUGGUUUCAAUGCUCCUUGUACUAUUGAGGUGAAUAUUGGUCAACAACCUUUUACUUUUGACGUGACAUCAUUGAACAAAUCGGAGCCAGUCCCUGAACGAACAGAAGUCAUUGGCACAAGCUUUGGGUUUGAUGACGUUGCACUUUCUCCCUCUGUAGGAGGGAAGAAGCCUACUCCAUAUUGCCUGUGGCUUGCAGCCAGCAUCAGAAUGAUCUUCAAAGAACUUCUCAAAGCACUCAUUGAUAAGGGCCUUGACGUCAAUGCAUACUCCAGCCACUUAGGAACACCUUUACAUGUUGCUUGUAAGCAAGGAAAUACCGUAGCCGUUUCUGCUCUUGUAGAGUCGCCAAAUAUCAACAUUAACAUUAUUCAUAAGAAAAAAAGCGCAUGUGAUUACGCUUAUCAUAUUCCUGAAAUAAGAUAUGUCUCCAAAAUGGAGGACGAAAUAUCAAAAAGAAUGACAAUUGUUAAAAAACUAAGAGAACUAGGUUCAGAAAUGAAUAUUCACACUGCUGUCUUUUGUGGAGAUUUCGAGAAAGUGAAGAAAUGUAUUGAGGUCGACAAGGACUAUGUUGAUUGGCAAGAUGAGUUCUACAGGACAUCGCUACAUAUUGCUUGUGCAAUGGGGUAUUUAGACAUUGCUGAGUUUUUACUAAAUAAUGGAGCGUGUUCUAACUUUGGAAAUUUUGUACCCCCGCCCUUACUAAUAGCAGCAGAGUGUCUAAACCCAGAAAUGGUCACACUUCUUUGUCAUCAUAGAGCUGAGUAUAACAUUUUCACAGAAGGAGAAGAUAAACACAUUCUAGAACAUCUAUUAGAAAAGUUUGAUAGAUUUGAAGACACCUCAAAAGAAGAAAUGUUCUACAAAACAAUAGAGGCACUAUGUGCCGCUGGAUCGGACCCAUGUCUCGUGAAAGGUUCUUCUACAGGAUCUUUUAAGGAUCACAGAUGUGCAAUGCUAAUUGCUCUUGACAGACUUAACCUUAAACUUUUUGCUCUGUUUGCAAAAUAUUCAAAGAACGUAAUUAGGAUAAGAGGAGAAUAUGAUGAAAGCCUUUUGCAUUUAAUUUGUAAUUGUAUUUACUAUAACGAAGAUGAAGAAAGAAUUCUGUAUGAGAUGGCCUUGAUUUUGGUGAAAGACCUCUGCGUGGAUAUUACAGCAAAAGACGAGCAUGGAAAUACAUGCGUGCACUUAGCAGCAGGUUCUGGAAUGUCAAACAUCAUCAAACUUUUGCUUCUCUACGGAGCUGAAAUCGAUUCAACUAAUUAUGAUGGAUAUCCGCCUUUGUUCUUGGCUAUUGUCAAUAAGCAGCUUAGAAGCGCCAAAUAUCUAAUCAAGAGAGGUGCGUUCGCUAGUUAUCAAACCAACAAAGGACAAACCAUUCUUCACACUCUUUUUGACGUCAAGGGCAAAAAGAAGGCCCUUUAUUUGUGUGAGCUUAAUAAUGAAGAAAUUGGUUAUUUGGCAGAAUUCUGCGUGAACACGCUAGGAGUGAAUGAAAAUCUAAGAGACCACGUACAAAAAACUGCCCGAGACUAUGCCAUUGAAAACGGCCUUUCCAAAUAUUUCCCAAUCUCAUUCAAAUACAAUUUCAAAUAA
Naegleria lovaniensis is the source of this 2673-nucleotide messenger RNA. RefSeq lists its product as uncharacterized. NCBI's taxonomy places the organism in Eukaryota, Heterolobosea, Eutetramitea, Acrasida, Naegleriidae. Gene Ontology annotation, molecular function: protein binding. The record is from RefSeq and is a predicted model, not a curated record. Bases 1 to 2673 code for a protein of 890 amino acids. The transcript is spliced from 5 exons.